AUGACAGCUAUUGGAAACUAUCUACUAAAAAAGAGGUUAACCUGCUAUACGGAAGAGCAGAGUCUGUGGCAAUUCCCAGUUUGCAGACGUGUCACGUGGUUUACUGAGCUCUUCUCUCUCUUGCAGGUGACGGCGGAGGCCCGGUGUAAGCUGAUCAGCUGGCUGAUCCCUGUGCACCGGCACUUCGGCUUCUCCUUCGAGUCCCUGUGCCUGGCAGUGAAUACCCUGGACCGAUUCCUCACCACCACCCCAGUGGCUGCCGACUGCUUCCAGCUGCUGGGAGUCACUUCCCUCUUCAUCGCGUGCAAACAGGUGGAAGUGCAUCCGCCCAGAGUGAAGCAGCUCCUAGCCCUUUGCUGCGACGUCUUCUCCCGUCAGCAGCUCUGCAAUCUGGAAUGCAUCAUCCUAAACAAACUACACUUCAACCUGGGGGCACCGACCAUCAACUUCUUCUUGGAGCACUUCACCCACCUGCGUGUGGAGUCCUGCCAGGCAGAUACCAAGGAAGCAAACAAUGCCAAAGCUCUGGCCAAAGGGAUGGCCGAACUUAGCAUGGCCGACUAUGCUUUUAACAAAUAUCCCCCCUCCCUUCUGGCCAUUUGCUCCCUGGGACUGGCAGACCAGAUGUUGCACCACCAAAAUCCACUGGACUUGCAUAUAAGUGGCUACCCGGAGGAGGUUUUACAGGACUGCACGGACAAACUGCAUUUACUGGUGUCUUUAAACGGAGAUUCUUUACCGCAUGUACUACCCCCUGGAUAUUUCUGAAAAGUGCCUGCAGCUGGGAAGUUAAGCUAACUGGACCAAUGCACUUGAAACCCUCUUAUGGCAUCCAAAGCAUCUGUGAAUUUUAAGAGCAAUUUGGUUCCUUUUCAUCAAUGCAUUGUAUUUUUAAAACUAAUAAUUGCUAUACCUCUAAAGAUAACAGUAUUGGCCUUAUUCUCUUACUUAAUUGACUAAUCAAUGUAUUAUAUUUGUAUUUAUUUGAACUCUACAAUGUUGGUUUAGAGUUUUGAUAGAUGACAAAAAUUAAAUCACAUUUUGCACAUUUAAUUACUGUAUGUUAGUUGCACUGACAGAUUUUAUAUAUCUACAUUCAAUGUGUAAAUAGUGUAUAUAAUCCAAGUACUGUACAGUUUAUUUAUUUAGAAAAUGGUUCACUAAGCACACUAAGUUCACUAACAGAAGCCACAGGAAGAAUAAAAGAACGGUAUAAGCAUUUCUUAAUAAACUUUUUGUCACUGAUCAAUGAUGGUCUGUUUCCUUGCAAUUUUGUACAUAUUCCACAGAGGAAAUUCAUUGCUAAAGAAUUAACAACAAUGACAGGUCUUAAAAAAUACCAACCAAUAGAAAAUAAUCGUGCAUUAUUGUAUUAUUUUCCAUUAAA
Messenger RNA from Chrysemys picta bellii (western painted turtle), 1387 nucleotides. NCBI's taxonomy places the organism in Eukaryota, Metazoa, Chordata, Testudines, Emydidae. The record is from RefSeq and is a predicted model, not a curated record.